CGUGGUGGGCAAACAAACGCUGGAAGAGUGAGACGAACCUUUGGCGGCGUUGGAAGAAACUUGGCAGACUGCUUAAGUCGUCUUGGACAGACACCUCUCUUUUUAUCAGCUGUGGGAAAGGAUGAACACUCAGAGUCCGUCCUGCACUACUGUCACCACAUGGACAUGAGUGCUGUCCUUCAGCUGGAGGGGAAGAGCACAGCCACUUACUGUGCUGUGAUCACUAGUGCUGGGGAGCUCAGCGUUGGCCUGGGAGAUAUGGACAUCCACCAGCAGAUCACAGAGCAAUACGUGUCCCAGUUCAAGGAGAAUCUGUGCCAGGCCCCACUAAUUUGCAUUGAUGGAAAUGUGCCUCUUUCCACUAUUCAAUACGUCUGCCAACUAGCUAAAGAGCAUCAGCUAGCAGUGUGCUAUGAGCCAACAGAUGAAAACAAGGCCUCUAAGCCAUUCCUCUCAGACAGCUGGAAAGUGCUCACAUACAUUUCCCCCAACCUGCAAGAGCUAAGAGCAAUAAAUCGGACCCUCGGGAACCCUCUGCCAGCAGAGCUGCCAUCCAAGUUGGAGGAUGUUGUCCAGAUUGCAAUGGCCCUGGCCCGCCCUUUGCUGGCCCACCUGUGCUGUGUGGUGGUGACACUUGGUGCUCACGGCAUCCUCCUGUGUGGCAAGAGCCUGAGAGGGAGCAUCUCGCUUCAUCCAGGAGCCCACAAACAGGCUGCUGGUGCCCAGCUCUGUGCCACCCACUACCCCGCCAUACACAUCAGCAGGGAUGAGAUAGUCAACGUCUCGGGAGCUGGUGACAGCUUAACGGCAGGAAUCCUUGCGGGGGUGCUGGCUAAACAUGAUACAGAUACCUGUGUGCGGAUGGGUCUGCUUGCUGCACACUUGUCUCUCCAUUCCUAUGAGCCCAUUUCCCCUGAAAUCAGCACUUCCAGUGUCAGCCAGCAGCAAGUCAAGAGCAGGAGCUGGCCAGAGGUGAAGGUAUGGAAGAUGGACUAG
Messenger RNA from Merops nubicus (carmine bee-eater), 996 nucleotides. RefSeq names its product pseudouridine-metabolizing bifunctional protein C1861.05-like. The annotation marks the transcript as partial. The transcript has 8 exons. Gene Ontology annotation, molecular function: kinase activity. Lineage: Eukaryota; Metazoa; Chordata; Aves; Coraciiformes; Meropidae. The record is from RefSeq and is a predicted model, not a curated record.